Molecule: messenger RNA, 1671 nt
Organism: Symbiodinium necroappetens
Lineage: Eukaryota; Dinophyceae; Suessiales; Symbiodiniaceae
Source: the annotation of a GenBank genome assembly
AUGCUGUCGAUUAGUGGCAAGGUUCGGAAUAGCAGCUUGGCUCGCGCUGUAGAAGCCUUUGAGCCGAGCUCUGUUGACCACCAGCUCCUGUCCGAGGUGGCACCAGAAGUGUUCUACUGUGACGGUGUCGAUAUAACCGUCCUAAGACGGUGUAGCGAGGCCCAGGCCGAAUGGCUGGACAUGCUGGAGCGGGGCGAUGAGUCAGCCCGUGCCGGUCUUUUUUCAGGAGUUGCCAGAGAUCUCCAGGAACUCUGCGACUUCAACCGCCUUUCUCGCUUCAGACACGUGCUCCAAGAGCACAUGAUGAACGAUGCGCACAGAUAUGCCUUUCAUCGUUUGCGAGUGCAUCUGCUUCACGAACGAUGCCCCUUUACUCAUCCCGGCGUUUGGCGGAGUGAAGUAUGUCAGUGGCUGCAGGAGGAUGAGACCUUCCUCCUCAUGGCCUUAGAGAUCAACAAUCCCGCCGCCGAAGUGCACACUCCUAUCUUGUUGUAUGGUGCCCGGGAGCAGAUCCAGGCAAAGCUGGACUUGGCCAAGAUGCUGGCAGGAAACCCCCGUGUAGAUCCGUUGGUGCUGGCCGAUGUUGCGCCACGAGUGCUGCAUGACCGUGAGUUCCUGCUCAUAGCUGCAAAGAGGAGUGGUGCCAUUUUGCAGAUGGCAGCGCCCGAGCUGCAGCAGGACUUGGAGUUGGUCAAGGCGUGCGUCAUGCAGUCCGGCAGUGCACUGCGGUUUGUUGCUCCUGAGCUGAAAGCAAACAAGGAUAUUGUGUUGCGGGCUGUUGGGAACAGUGGCCUCGCCCUCGAGCAUGCCGCAUGGGAGCUCAAAGAUGACGAAGAGGUUGUGCAGCUUGCGGUGCGAUGCACUGGCCUGGCUCUAGAGUUCGCUUCGACCAGGCUGAAAUCGCUUCGAGAGAUUGUCAUGGAGUCUGUGAGCCAAGAUGGUUGCGCAAUUAUGUUCGCGGCCGAAGCACUAAAGGACGACAUGGACGUAGUCAGCCGAGCUGUUCAGGUGUCAGGCCAGGCUCUCAAGCACGUCUCGGCGCGUCUGCGCAACUCAAGAGAGGUGGUCGUGCUAGCUGCCCGCCAGCAUGCCCAAUCCUUGCAGCACGCAUCGUCAGAGCUUCGUUCAGAUCUGGACACUGUAAUUGAUGCCGUGUCCGCGAGUUUCAAGGCUUUCGAGUUUGCCAGCCCGGAACUUCGAGCUGAGCCGAAGGUAAUACGGUGUGCAGCCAAGCAGCUACUCUCCAUGCAUGGCAUCAUCGUCCGCACUGACGCUGAGCUGCCAGAAGCCAUCGAAACCAAUGUCUUGCUCGUCUCAAAGGAGUCGGGUCAACACUUAUUGGCUGCUCUUCAGACGGGACUUCUCACAACGAGGACAUUUGGCUUGGCAGUUGUUCGCCACGAUCCUCAGCUGUAUCGGCGUCUGGAGGAGCAUGUCAAGGCAGACAAGGAGGUAUCGUUGGAGGCCGUAAAGCGGCUUCCAGACUUGUUUCCAGACAUGCCCUUCCAGACUCGAAAUCAGCUCGAUGUCCAGGUGGCAGCAGUGAAGCAGAAACCUGAGAUGAUCAGCUUUGUUUUGCCGACGGAUGUCACCCGCGUGCAGAGGGCCGUGGCGGCCGUGGCUCAGGCAAGGCAUCCAGGCUAUGCGUCAGUGCAAGUGCUGGGGCAGUGA